AUGAAUAACUUGAUUCGUUAUUGGAAAGGACUCAAUGGAGGGACACUUGAGACUGAAUCUUCUUCUGGUGAACAGGAUGACCGCAAUCUCAAACGACCUAAAAGGUCACAAAGCGUACCAUCAAGCGAAUCAGAUAACGAUCUCAACGCAGAUGAACAAUUCGUGAUAGCGCGAGAGGUACCCGAAUUACCCAUUCAUCAUAUGAACAAGACUCCAGGACGAUUGUUACGGCAGGAUGGAUCUCAGCCGUCAAAUGACCGCGAUGAAAAUUUUGGCCAGAACAUGGUGCAGCAAGAGGAAAAUACCGACGAAAUGAAUGGAGUCGAGUCAGGUUCAGCAGAAAGACCUCCGCUCGUGGGCCGAUAUCCGCGGAUAGUACCAUACUCUGCACGGAAUGGCAGCCCAGGCUCAGCCAUUUCGUUGACAGAAAAGCUCGUUUGGGAGAUGAACACGGUUUUUCGCUGUGAGAACAAAAUAAGACACUUUCAGGUGAAAAUCGAAGAGAUUGACGACACGCACGACAAAGUAAGCGACAUGAUUGAGAAGAUCAAGAGCCACAUUGAUAAUCUCGAGGCUGGAGAAGACUUGUCUCCCCAUGAAAAGAACUUGCAGACUAUGUACGACACGGUGGCUGAUCUUCAAGGGGAGAGAAUUGAGUGGUUGGAGAAGAUCGAACUAGCAAGAGAAGAGCUGUCGAUGCCGAAAGAGGGAAUGUACCGAGAUUUGGAGUUUUUGCUUGCCAAAAAUAACCUCCUUGAAGACAUCUCUGGAAACGACCCAGAUCACCUUCCCUGGAACGCCGAUGUGCCAGCAGCGGCACCUGAACAGGUUGAAGCACCAGAGAAAACCCCAAGCCAAAUCGCCCACGAAACGUUAGAGAUCCAACAGUGGCAGGCCAGGGAUACCAAGGGACGAAUGGAGGGACUUUUGCGAGCUGCUCGUGACAGGGUUGCCAACUGGCACGAAGUCUACGAGGCUAAGCUGAAGGAUUAUAACGAGCUUGUCGACGCAGGCGUUGAUUUAGAUACAACUAGAACCGAAUUUGAUGUUCUGCUCCUUCAGGAGGAGAUAGAAGCAACGCAAGACCUUGGUCGUGCAGAGCUCGACUACAAAGUUGCAAUUCAUGACGCACAGCAGUUGGGGGUCAUUUUCAAAGACGAAGAACAAGAUUCAGAUUUCCUGGAGCAGUUCCGCGCGCAAGAGAAUGACGGCUACAGGUUAUCCAUCGAACAUGACCUGAUCGAUCACGUCGACAGCCACAGAAUUGAAAAAUGGAUGGGUAUGACGAGUGAUGGAGAACCUGCAGCGCCCGCUUGCGAUGACUGGGAUUUCAAGAGUAUUGGUUUUGGAGAGGGUGUGAGUGUGAUUGCGGAGGGCUUCUCAAGAAAAAGAAUCGACCACUGGCGAUGUGUGUGCGAGGACACGCAACGGCAUAUGGACGAUAACAUCAGCCGCGAGCAUGAUGAUCUCUAUGAGGAAGAUGACAGACAUUUUCACAACGGAGAGCAAUGA
This is a messenger RNA of Glarea lozoyensis ATCC 20868, 1512 nucleotides long. RefSeq lists its product as uncharacterized. The transcript has a single exon. The coding region runs from base 1 to 1512 and encodes 503 amino acids. The record is from RefSeq and is a predicted model, not a curated record. Lineage: Eukaryota; Fungi; Ascomycota; Leotiomycetes; Helotiales; Helotiaceae.